AUGAACGUCAGUAGCGAAAUCUCCCAAAUAGCCAAACCAGAGUUCCUCGCCUCGACGCCCAAAAGAAAAUCUCUUCGAGAGCAGUAUCAGAGCUUCUGCACGAGCAACGAGUCACGUGGCUACGGAACGAUGAAGAGCUCCCAUUUCCCGACUUCGAAGAAGACUUUGAAACCGGUUCCCAGUGGAGUCAUUUCGCCUGUUUACGCCGAUCGAAGCGGGCAUUUUUCGUCUUUGGAUCUGUCUUCGUCGCCGGAAGCGAAGAUUCCCGCGCCGCCCUGCUCGAUUCAAGAUUCAGAAACGGAGAGCGAGUCCGACAUCUUCUGGCCCAACGAGUUCGACCAAGACCUGGACCAGACGCCGACGAACGUUCCUCCUUUCCGUUUGACGCAUCACUUGGCCUCGAUCGACCUCUCCGUCGACCUGGAUCAGCCGCUCCAGUGCCCCAUUUGCCCGAGCACCUUCGCCACCGACCAAGCCUACUCGCGACAUCAAGAAGAACACCUCAAGUCCCUGGGAACGCCUCUCCGAACCUCCGUGAGCUGCAGACACUGCCAAAAGAAGUUCAAAUCGAAGCUGAAGUUGAAACGGCACCACGAUAAACAUCACCCAGCCGAGAUGAAAGUGCUGAUGGUACUCUGA
Messenger RNA from Oikopleura dioica, 639 nucleotides. The record is from the annotation of a GenBank genome assembly. NCBI's taxonomy places the organism in Eukaryota, Metazoa, Chordata, Appendicularia, Copelata, Oikopleuridae.